UUUCUCCAGCGUCCGUCACGUGCGCCGCACUGUCAAUCAAACCCCCGCGCCAUGACACGCAUUCACAGGUGAUAUCUAUUAGCUUACCUCACGUCCCAUCAGGUGUCGCGUCUGUACACCAUUAAACGCUUUCCGUCCUGUUUGGAGAUAUUUUUGAGGGGGAGGGUUUUCGCCGAGGUGCAGUGUUCGCGCUGCAGAUGCCAUGUUGGAGCAGUGAGCAUGGCGGACAAUCAUCUGGAGUACGGCUACCUGGAGGAGGGCGAGUGUGUCGGGGAGCAUUUCACCGAGGACCCGGAGCUGGCGGCAAUUAAGGCCCGGGUUCACGAGCUGGAGAUGGAAGAGGAGUCGGGGAGACUACACGACGACGACGAGCGAUGUGACGUGUCCGAGAUGCAGCUACUGACCAGUACCCCCCGUCCUGGCCCUUUCUACAACAUGACUCCUGAAGAGAGAAUAGAUGCAGACAACCGAUCGGUGUAUGUAGGAAAUGUAGACUAUGGAGCGACUGCAGAUGAGUUGGAAAUCCAUUUCAACGGCUGUGGACCCGUGAACAGAGUCACCAUCCUGUGUGACCGCUUCUCUGGCCAUCCCAAAGGCUUUGCUUACAUCGAGUUUUCUGAUAGAGACUCCGUGCAGAGUGCCAUUGGUUUGCAUGAGACCUUGUUCAGAGGGAGAGUCCUUAAGGUAAUGCCAAAAAGGACCAAUAUGCCAGGCAUCAGCACCACAGACAGGGGAGGACACUCCAGAGGAGGAGGAGGACACUCCAGAGGCAGAGGUAGAGGUUAUCGCCCCCCCAGGUAUCAGAGCAGCUCGCGAGGCCGAUUCCGAUACCAGUCGACCAGGCCGCAACAUCAAACGCCCCACCCUUAUUACGGAGGCCCGACAGUGGGGAAGAGACAGUGGGGGCACAUGGACUACCACGAACAGAUGCCUAAACGUUAUCCAUGUCUUCUGCUCAUCACGCCGCCAUCCGAGGAGUUGGGGGAAGCGUCGAGUGGACAACACUACGCCCAACAGCGCUAACACUACCCACAGUCUACAUCCCGAGUGGGUGAAUGGAAAUAAUUUUAACAAUUGUUUCUAGGCGUUACUGAGUGGAGUGUGCGUGUGUGUAUAUGUACAGAAUGGGGAAGUUUCACCCAUGCAUCAGUCUUGAGUUAGACACAAUGUAAAGAACAAGGGCUUGGGAGCACAGAUUGUUGGCAUUAUAAGCUUAAGUUGCUGUGGAUGCAUGGACAGACCUCAAAUCAUGAUGCCGUUGCAUUUCUUGAUGUUUUUACAAACUGAAUGUUUAGUGUCGCUGCUUGCAAUGUUAAGUAUCACGCCUUCGUAUGUAUAACUUUUUUUUUUCUUUGGCUAUGUUAAGUGAAUAAAUAAAACAAAUAUCUGGUA
This is a messenger RNA of Solea solea (common sole), 1392 nucleotides long. RefSeq names its product PABPN1 like, cytoplasmic (gene pabpn1l). The transcript is spliced from 6 exons. Lineage: Eukaryota; Metazoa; Chordata; Actinopteri; Pleuronectiformes; Soleidae. Bases 220 to 1023 code for a protein of 267 amino acids. The record is from RefSeq and is a predicted model, not a curated record. Gene Ontology annotation, molecular function: RNA binding.